This is a messenger RNA of Triplophysa rosa, 2487 nucleotides long. RefSeq names its product cytidine monophosphate N-acetylneuraminic acid synthetase a (gene cmasa). Bases 533 to 1933 code for a protein of 466 amino acids. The transcript has 8 exons. Gene Ontology annotation, molecular function: N-acylneuraminate cytidylyltransferase activity. The record is from RefSeq and is a predicted model, not a curated record. NCBI's taxonomy places the organism in Eukaryota, Metazoa, Chordata, Actinopteri, Cypriniformes, Nemacheilidae.
ACUACAGCGUCAUAGGUCAAAGAGCACACGGGUCACAUGACAAUAAUGGCGUAUUCGCAAUGUGUAUAUUUUUCAUACUGAACCCACAAAUACUAAAUAGAACGUACUGUUUAAAGCUCGAUAGGUAGAUACUUCAACUAAUUUAGUAGCGAUUUCGUAUUUAGCAGUUUAUGCAUCGGUGUUUGAUCGUUAUAUCGUAUAAAUGCAUGUACAGAUUAAACGAAUGUAAUAAACGGUAGUGUUUUAUUGUAACAGUAUGAAAUAAUUGUUAAAAAAACAGGACGAGCAGUUGUAUUCCCCUUAAUUAUAUAUAAAUACAAUAACGUCAUCGGACGCACGUCUAAUCGGCAUUCAUCACGCGCUGACCACAGGUGACUGAGCUAACGUUAAAUUACCUGCCCUUAAGCACUGGCACGACUUCCGUAAACGUAUUCGGUUUACUGCUGAACAGGUGUGUGACGAGUCAUGAAGUAGUCCGAGUUUACAUUAGUGGAACAUUGAGGUGCCAUCUACUUUAUACGCUUCUUAGUUUAUGCACGUAGCCAUAGAUCUGUCAGACAUGCCGAAAACGUGUAAAAACGGCAAACGACCGGGAUCUGAGCUAAGUCAGGACACCAUACCUCAGAAAAGGAAUAGAAACAAUAAACAUCCGGUGUCCGAGGUCAGUCACAGUAGUUCCUGCGAAGAAUCCAAGAAAAAACCUAUAGCUGCUCUUAUCCUUGCCAGAGGAGGAAGUAAAGGGAUCCCUUUGAAGAAUAUUAAGAUGUUGGCAGGAGUUCCUCUGAUCGGAUGGGUUAUCAGAGCUGCGAAGGAUGCUGAGGUCUUUGACAGUGUUUGGGUAUCUACUGAUCACGAUGAGAUUGGAAAAGUGGCAAAAGCUUGGGGUGCUCAGGUGCACAAGAGGAGUGCGGAGGUGUCCCAAGACUGCUCAAGCUCACUGGAAACCAUUCAGGAGUUCACCAGAGAACACCCAGAGUUUGCAGUCAUAUGUAACAUCCAGGCCACUUCUCCAUGCCUGCACCCAGAACAUAUACAAGAGGCCCUGGAGCUUAUGACCAAACAAGGGUUUGAAUCUGUCUUCGCUGUGGUCCGACGACACCACUUUCGUUGGGAAGAGGUCAAGAACAGAGUGAACGCCUGUACUAAACCUCUGAACCUCGACCCAGCUCGCAGACCAUGUCGUCAGAAAUGGAAGGGAGAAUUGUGUGAAAAUGGUUCCUUUUAUUUUGCAACCAGAGAUCUCAUCGAUAAGAACCUUCUUCAGGGUGGAAAGAUGGUGUACUAUGAGAUGAAGCCUGAGAACAGUGUGGAUAUUGAUGUAGACAUAGACUGGCCUGUAGCUGAGCAGAGAGUGCUGAGGUAUGGUUACUUUGGUAAGGACAAGCCAGAGGUUGUGAAACUCCUGCUGUGUAACGUAAUGGGAUGUCUGUCAGAUGGUACGAUCAGCCUGUUUGCAAAUGGAGAUGAUGAGAUGUCCUACCACUACAGAGAUCAGGCUGCCAUCAACAUGCUGAAGAAAGAAGGAGUGGAGGUUAUUCUGAUGUCAUCAAGAGAUUAUCCUAUCCAAGCAGCCUUGGCUGACAAACUCGCUGAGAGACUGGGCUGUUUAGUCAAGCAGGAAGUAGAUAAUGAAAUGCAGGAAGUAGAUAAUAAAAUGCAGGAGGUAGAAAAGCUCAUGAAGGAAAGAGAGCUGGAGUGGAAAGAUGUGGCUUAUAUAGGUAAUGAUGGGGCAGAUGUUGAGUGCCUGAAGCUGGCAGGGUUGAGCGCUGUACCUGAGGAUGCCCUGGAGACGGCACGCAUUGCAGCAAAAUACACUUGCCGUAACGCAGCAGGUCACGGUGCCGUAAUGGAGUUUGCCGAACACAUCUUGCUAUUAAAGAAAAAAGCCAAAUCUCAAAUGGAGCAGGACAGAAUAAAUAGAAACAAUGUUUAGGCGACAUUUUACUGUGAUAAAAAGCAUUGGGUGGAACACUCGAGAUAAACAUUAUGUGGUAUGUUCCAGAUAAAUAUACCAUAAAGCUUAAAAUAAAUAGUAGUGAAUUACUUGAUCAUGACGUUGAAAAAAAAUAUUAUUCAAAAGAAUAUACAGACUUGAUUUGGGUGUAUUUGAUUAUAAUUCUUGGAAGGAUCUUGUAGUUUAUAUUGGUUGUUGUGUGUGUGUGUGUGUGUGUGUGCGUGCGUGCGUGCCGGACAAUAUUUAAUUGAAAUGUAGCAUGUUGUACUCCACAAUAUCCACUAGAAGGCAGCAAAGUAUAAGCUAAUAGGUACUACACUUGUUUUCAAACUGAGGACAAAAGCUACAACAAUAAGCAUCACUUAUGGAGACUUUUGUGGCUGCUACUGAAAAUGUACAUAAUGCAUGUCCAAAAUGUAAUUUUCAGAACUUUUAUGUAAAUGCUUGGAAACAAUACACUAAAAAAGUACUAGUAUUUAAUACAAUGACUAUUAUCCUAACAAUAAAAUCAGUUACAUUACAUGUUAGAUAAA